UGUUUUACAGGAACGUUCCGAGGUGUGUGUAAGAAGAUCGAUCACUUCCCAGAGGCCACAGAUUAUGAGGCAGACGCUGCAGAAUACCUUCUACGAGCGGUGCGUGCCUCCAGUAUAUUCCCCAUAAUGAGUGUAGGUCUGCUGUUCCUGGGAGGGCUGUGUGUGGCCGCCAGCGAGUUCUACAGGAGCCGACACAACGUCAUCCUCAGCGCAGGCAUCUUCUUCGUUGCCUCAGGUCUCAGUAACAUCAUCGGCAUCAUCGUCUACAUCUCGGCUAACUCUGGCGACCCGGGUCAGAGCGACAGCAAGAAGAGUUACUCGUACGGCUGGUCCUUCUACUUCGGGGCGUUGUCCUUCAUCAUGGCAGAGAUGGUGGGCGUUCUGGCCGUCCACAUGUUUAUAGAGAAACACCGGAAGCAGAGGGCCAAGUCUCGCACCGAACUCAUCAAGAAAUCAGCGUUCAGCCGUAUCCCGUCUUACCGUUACCGCUUCCGCCGUCGCUCCAGCAUCCGUUCCUCCGAGGCGCCCAGCCGGGAUGCUUCUCCCAUGGGGAAGGGGGGUUACAGCGGCCCGGGGACAGCCUCCGACCUCCCCAUGUACACGCUCACCCCCCGCGAAGCCGGAUCUAAGGCCGUCAUGGGGGGAGUGCUCAAUUCAGAGAGGGAGUUUCUACAGGGCGGUACUCUGGCCAAGGACUACGGCAAAGACGCGGCCAAUAGGAGAACCACGCCCGUCUGAGGGAGGCGGGGCCUAGGAGGUGAUUGGAUGGGAGCUGGACGAUGAUAAUGAUGAUGAGAGACAGUGAGGGAGGAAGAGGCGUUAUGAACUUUGACCUCUCUGCAACCUCCAGGGAUAAUUGGCAAAGGGGAAAUUAGACGUUGGUUCCUAACCACUGAUCUAGGAUCAGAUUCCCCUUUUAAAACCCCUAGUGGAGGGGGGGGGCACUACCCCUUAACCUCAUCCCCUAGUGCAGGGGGGGGCACUACCCCUUAACCUCAUCCCCUAGUGCAGGGGGGGGCCUACCCCUUAACCUCAUCCCCUAGUGCAGGGGUGGGCACUACCCCUUAACCUCAUCCCCUAGUGGAGGGGUGGGCACUACCCCUUAACCUCAUCCCCUAGUGGAGGUGGGGGCACUACCCCUUAACCUCAUCCCCUAGUGCAGGGGAGGUGGGCACUAACCCUUAACCUCAUCCUUUAGUGG
Messenger RNA from Oncorhynchus gorbuscha (pink salmon), 1201 nucleotides. Its product is annotated as voltage-dependent calcium channel gamma-3 subunit-like. The annotation marks the transcript as partial. Gene Ontology annotation, cellular component: AMPA glutamate receptor complex; postsynaptic density membrane. The transcript is spliced from 3 exons. Gene Ontology annotation, biological process: regulation of AMPA receptor activity; transmission of nerve impulse; neurotransmitter receptor transport, postsynaptic endosome to lysosome. Gene Ontology annotation, molecular function: channel regulator activity; voltage-gated calcium channel activity. NCBI's taxonomy places the organism in Eukaryota, Metazoa, Chordata, Actinopteri, Salmoniformes, Salmonidae. The record is from RefSeq and is a predicted model, not a curated record.